Molecule: messenger RNA, 1641 nt
Organism: Trichobilharzia regenti
Lineage: Eukaryota; Metazoa; Platyhelminthes; Trematoda; Strigeidida; Schistosomatidae
Source: the annotation of a GenBank genome assembly
AUGGAUCCUGAAAAAUUUUUAAAUCUUCAAAUGCAAAUGCGUGAAAAUAAUAUGGAAGUUGCAGAUUUUCUAAAUGAUUUCACUAACUGGAAAGAGACUGUAGAAUUAAAAAGUAAACGUUUAGAAAAUUCAGCAAAACCAGAAAUACCAGCCAUUCGUAAUAGUCUAUUGAAAAAGAAUAAAAAGAAACCAGUUAAACAAAAGAUAUCCGAUAAAAAAGUUGAACGUAUUAAAGCGUAUGAUUAUCAAGCCUGGGAUAAAUUUGAUGUAGACAAAGCGUUAGCUGAGGAUACCGAUGAUGGUGAUAAUGAUAAUGAUAAUAAUAAUUGUACUAUGGAUAAAACUGUCGGUUCGCCUGAUCAUCCAACUCGUAAUAGUAGUAGUGAAACAGAUGAAGAACAAGAAGAUCAAAGAAGGCUACAAUUAUCUAAAGAUGCUCGAGAAUUAGGAAACGUUCGAUUUAAAGAAGGUCGAUUGGAUGAAGCUAUUGAACAGUAUACAAUGGCUAUACGACUUGCACCAGAAGAUCCUACAGCGUAUACAAAUCGUGCAUUCGCCUAUAUUAAAACAGAAAGAUAUGCUUCAGCUGAAGCUGAUUGUAUUGCUGCUUUAAAGCUGGAUCAAAAAUCGAUUAAAGCAUUAUUUCGGAGAGCACUUGCUCGUAAAGGUUUAGGUCAUAUCACUGAAGCAAUUGAAGAUUUAAAAGAAUUAUUAAAACUGAAUCCAGAUAAUAAAUCUGCUUUAAGUGAGCUUAAUUCACUAACUUAUACAACAAAAGGGAAUACAUCCGUACCGUCUACACCAUCUAGUCUAAUUCAAAGCGGUAAUAAUAAACAAAGAAAAAUGCGGAAAAUCUCUAUUAUUGAAGUUGGUGGCAAUGUCGGGUCGUCAUCAUCACAUUCAUCCCAGAAAACUACCCACACUGAUAGUACUCCUCAGGUACUUCUUAAAACCUGUUCAUCAAGUAUAAAAGAAGUUGUCAAUGGGACAGAAAGCUUAUGUCAUCCAACUGUCAAAAUGACUAAUUCAUCAUCAGAAGCAUUGAAGUUCCCCUCUUCAACUGAUAAGUCAAUUCCAUCAGAGUCCGUAAAAAAAUCAUUCAGUCAACCUGUGGUAAAUUCAACCGGUGAUCAUAAUAAUCCCCUAGAAAUACCACCUUCAUCAAAAAGUAUUAAUAUGACUAAACCACCAUCGAAUUGGUUCCAAUUAGAACGUGAAAUACGCGAAUUAUGUCGAAGUGGUAGUUCUUCAAUGAGUUAUUCUAAAAAAUUGCAUUUAACCAAAGAAGCAAUAAUUUAUUUGUGUAAUAUUCAGCCGACAAAUUAUCAAGCUUUAUUCGGUGAAAAUAUGGAUAGUGAUUUUUUAUCACGUAUGCUUCAUGCAUUUUAUCAAUGUGUUGUAGAAGGCGAUGGUGAUCAGUCGUCGUCGGCGUCGACGUCAUCGUUGUUGUUGACAAAUCAUGAGAUUACAGAUCGUCUUUUAACUUUAACCAAACUGUCAAGAUUUGAUGUUGCCUGGUUAAUGACAGAUGAUGUAGAACGUGUACAUGCUGUAAAACUUAUAAAACAUUUACAAAAUGAUCAUUCAAUAAGUAAAGAUAUUAUUAAACAGAUAUGUGUACAGUUUGAAUGUGAUGAUUAG